UCCAAAGAUCGAGUUAGGCGAAAAGAAAAAUCAGAAAAUAGGCGUAUUUCGCAAACCAAAGAAAAAAUGACACAAUUUGACCUCCAACCCGAUAACUUGUAGCGUGCGACUUGUUUUCCUUAUUGGGUUUUGGUCAGGGUCAAAGUGGGUUGACCCGUAGGUGGACAACCUUAACAAACUUAAUGGAGGUUCAAAUGCCCAUCCUGCUGAAAAGGUGAAGAGAGUUGUUUUCCCAGCGAGAAAAACUAGAUGAACAGAAUUGGAUUUUGCACCUUUGACUUCCAAACAAACGAUCAAACAACACAGUUCACACCUCUUUGAACAAAGUUCAAACAAGGGUGUUCAAUGUUUCGAUGAACUACGAGGCAAACUAAAUUACAUUAACUCUACUCCUAUGGAGGUUCAGCGAGAGCUCCGAAACUACAACUAUGGCUAUGACUACAUUUGCAGAGGAAAAGGUAAAGAUAAAAGGAUAAAAUUUGACAUUGUGUUGUCUGGUGUGAUUUUGGCGAACCCCUUCUCUGUCAUCUUCACCUCCUAUUUAUAGCCAUAAGAAGUAACUGCCACAAGAAACUGCUCUGCUGACGUGGAGUGACAGUUACCCUCUCAACUGCUUCAACGGUUACCUUGACGUUGGAUGUAGACCAAUCUUGGCCUCUCCUCUUGAAACCUCACUCCAUGCUCUUUGUAUCCCCUCCGUAGCUUUGCUUGUCUAUAGAGAAAAAAUGGCUAAGGCAUGAAAGCAGACCACGUGCCACAUAUGGGUGGGUACUCGAAUCACUUGAGUCAAAAAUGGCAAAAACAAUUCACCAUUACAGGAGUAGGGAGACCACGUGCCCACCUGACCCCCCCCCCCCCCCCCCCCCCCUUGACCACCUCACGAGGGUGAUGUCUUGGUAGCCCCCCCUGGCAACCUCAUGGGGCGAUGUUGACCACGCCCCUUGGCCAUACCAUGGGGCGUAUGUUGGUGACCCCCUGACCAUCCCAUAGGGGUGGAUAUUAAUCACCGCCCUGAUCAUAUCAUGGGGAUUGCAUGCUCAUGGCGGGGUGUGUUGAUGGCCACCCCCUGAUCAUCUCAUGGGGGUUUCUCCUUGCCAUCCUUGGUGACGCAUGUGGUGGCACGGAGUAAUGGGCCCAAAAAACCCAAUCUCCAUGGCCACUCAACUGAUUUAAACUGAUAUGAUUAAGUUGGCCUUAUAAAGCCAUUUAAUUGCUUGUUUUUAACCGAUGUGGUACAAGGUUAAUUUUUAUGGGUAAACAAGACUAUGCAGACUAUUGCAGAGUAGGAAGAUUGGACUGGGCUCCGGAGCAUUGAUCUCUAAUCGGGGCCGAUCUGGAUCUGGUCGGGGCGAUGUUCGCGGCCGUCGGGACCCGAUUGUUUACCGGUGGUGGGCCCGAUCUGGGUGGUGUGGGCCCGUCUAUGUCGUGCAAACCGACAGUGGAGGAGGAGGGCCAGCGAAGCACAGAUCUCGCCAUCCCAGAAAGGUACAAAACGCUUGUGAGAAAGGAAAUGACGAAGCACGUCGUCGGUGAUCUGGGCAGGGCAGGGAAGCCAGACUGCCUAAAUAAGUAGUAAAUAUCUUUAUUAUUGUUAUGAGGAGAGAGAAAAAUAUCUUUCGGGAUCUUGGAGAUGGGGAAUUUUGCAUGGUCUAAUAAUAAUAAAACCAACCCUGAAAUUAAACAAAAUUAAAUUAAAAGAAAAAGGAGAAAAUGAAAGGAGAAGGAAGGCGUCAUUAUGAUGACAUUCCAGUUCCACUUUUGCGCCAUUGAUGAAUGAAUGAAGUGAAUGGCAUGUGCAUUUGUUUUCAUUUGAUGGAGGUGGAGUGGACUGCACGUUAUCCCUAUCACCGUCAACCUGCUAAAAGGAUCCGAUUCCUAACCAACGAACCCACCCAGAUCUACCAAUGGAAUGGUUUGGUAGGGGUGUCAAUUCGGGUUCGGUUUUUCGGGUUUAUCCGAAACCGACCCGAUUAUAUACAUUUCCGUUUUUCGGGUUCGGGUUCGUUUUAGGUUUCGGGUUUUUCGGUUUUGGGUUCACUUUUGCUUAUCGGUUUUUCGGGUUCCGGCUAAAAACCUCCAAUGAAUAGAACUCAGCCUGUAUUUUUAGGCGUUCGGAUUUUGGUUUUGCUUUAACCGAACCUAAACCCGAUAAGGAAUUUUCGGGUUUCGGGUAACCGGAACCCGCAAAUCCUUAUCGGGUUCGGGUUUGGUUUUAGUGAUUUUCGAUUUCGGGUUUUCAGGUUUUUUCGGGUUUCGGUUUGGGUAACCGAAUCCGACCCGAACUGACACCCCUGGUUAGUGGUACUGGCUGUACUGCUUACUCCUCUUCCUUCCUUAUUUUUACUAUUAUUAUUAUGGGACCUUCAUCCCCUGCUUCCUUCCUUCCUUCUGCACCAAGUCAAGGCGAAUAGUACUAGUUUAGGUAUGCUACCAAGUGCAUUACACAAAUUCAUGUCCCAUAUAGCUCAGAGAAGCUUUGGGGGGACGAGUGGGAGGUCAAAUUAUUUGGUCCAGGUUUAAUUUUUUAGUUUUAUCCGAAACCGGAUUGUAUAACCGGCUCGGUACUGGACCGGGACCAGAUAGUAAACAAUUCAAUCUCGUUUUCGGGCUUAGAUAUGAGGUAAAAAACCGUUCGGGACCGGACUAAAAAUCGGAUAAAGACCGGAUAAGAGAGUCCAAUGCCCAAAACCUAACCAACUCCUCGAUCACCUUUUUAGGCCUCAGCCCACUCAAAUCCACCCAAGAUCAAUCUAAAAUCAAGAUCCGAUUGGGACCGCACCGAGUGGGAGAUCAAAUACAAUUAAUAUUCCACCAUGCAUGUUCAAACAACUGAGAUUUGGUAUCAUAGUCGCUGGAGAUUCUUUCAAAUACUUUCUUAAUAAUACACACAAUAUAUAUUGCUGAUAUUG
Messenger RNA from Linum trigynum, 2909 nucleotides. The record is from the annotation of a GenBank genome assembly. NCBI's taxonomy places the organism in Eukaryota, Viridiplantae, Streptophyta, Magnoliopsida, Malpighiales, Linaceae.